Messenger RNA from Phoenix dactylifera (date palm), 2924 nucleotides. RefSeq names its product C2 domain-containing protein (gene ATSYTF). The record is from RefSeq and is a predicted model, not a curated record. Gene Ontology annotation, molecular function: lipid binding. NCBI's taxonomy places the organism in Eukaryota, Viridiplantae, Streptophyta, Magnoliopsida, Arecales, Arecaceae.
AGAAGACUUGAAAAUUCUUCGGUCCCCAAAUCCCUUCUUCUAUUUCCUCGGCUUUCCUUCUCCUCCCAAAGCCCCCGUCUCCAUUUCCAUCGAUACUCUCCCCAGAUUUCUCUCACCAAUCCCAAUUCCAAGCCAUAGGAAAGCGGAAUUCGUAAUGAUUUCCUCGUCUGGGUUUCCUUCCAUUGACUAGCUCUAGAGAGAGAGGGAGAGAGGGGGGGAGAUGGUGAGAAGGAGGCUGAAGAGGUUCUGUACCAAGGAUGCAGUGGAGUUCUUGAAUCAUAUGAUGAAGGACAAGCCUUUGCUGCCGUUCUUGAUCCCGCUGGGGCUGUUUGCCUGGGCUAUUGAGCGUUGGCUUGUGCCUUUCUCCAACUGGGUGCCCCUGGCUGCAGCUGUGUGGGCGACUAUCCAGUAUGGGAGGUUUCAACGCCAGCUACUUGUAGAAGAUUUAAAUAGAAGAUGGCAGCAGCUUGUAUUGAGCACAUCUCCCAUAACUCCAUUAGAGCCUUGUGAAUGGCUAAACAAGCUUUUGAUGGAGAUCUGGCCCAAUUUUAUGGAACCAAAACUUUCAAAAAAGUUUUCUUCAAUCGUAGAGAGUCGCUUAAAAAACCGGAAACCAAAGUUGAUAGAAAAGAUAGAACUGCAGGAAUUUUCACUCGGUUCGUGUCCACCCAUCUUGGGACGGCAGGGAACACACUGGAUUACUUCAGGUGACCAGCAAGUCAUGCGUUUGGGUUUCGAUUGGGAUACUAACGAAAUGAGUGUAAUGAUGCUAGCAAAAUUGGCAAAGCCAUUGAUGGGGACUGGCCGCAUUGUCAUUAACCAUAUUCACAUUAAGGGAGAUCUCCUCUUAAGACCAAUACUUGAUGGGCAAGCAGUGCUUUAUUCAUUUGAGUCUACUCCUGAGGUUAGAUUAGGUGUUGCAUUUGGAAGCGGUGGAAGCCAAACACUUCCGGCUACAGAAUUACCCGGUGUUUCAAACUGGCUGGUAAAGCUUUGUACGGAAACCAUAGUUAAAAGGAUGGUCGAGCCUCGCCGUCAGUGUUUUUCUUUGCCACCAGUUGAUCUAAGGAAGAAAGCUGUUGGAGGUGUUCUUUCAGUCACCGUGAUUUCAGCUAGUAAUAUGGGUAGGCAAAGCAUGAAAAACAACAACUCAGAAACUAGACAGAGCUCAACAGUAAGCUGUCAGUUGUCAGGGAACUCUGGAAAUAAAGUUUUGCAGACAUUGAUUGAAGUAGAACUCGGUGAUUUGACGAGAAGAACAGAUGUUGGUCAAGGUUUGAAUCCUAGGUGGGGCAGUACUUUUAAUAUGGUAUUACAUGAGGAUGCUGGAAUUCUCAAAUUUAAUCUUUAUGAAUGGGAUCCAAGCAGUGUGAAGUUAAACUACUUGACCAGCUGUGAGAUAAAGAUGAAAUAUGUUGCAGAUGACUCUACAACAUUUUGGGCUAUAGGACAUGGAUGUGGUGUUGUGGCAAAACAAGCUGAGCAUUGUGGAAAAGAAGUUGAGAUGGUUGUUCCUUUUGAGGAAGUUGAUUUAGGGGAGCUGACCGUGAGUCUUGUACUAAAAGAAUGGCAAUUUUCGGAUGGUUCAAUUAGCUUAAGUCACUACGUAAGCGGUAUAUCUCAACCAUCGUUAUCUGGUUCGCCCAACCUCCAGUUAAGGACAGGAAGGAAACUCAAGGUAACAGUGGCGGAAGGAAGAAAUUUAACUACAAAAGAUAAAUCUGGAAAAUGUGAUCCUUAUGUAAAGCUUCAGUAUGGCAAGGUUAUCUAUAGAACAAAAACAAUGCCUCAUACUUCAAAUCCAGAGUGGGACCACACAUUUGAGUUUGAUGAAAUAGGAGGCAGUGAGUAUCUCAAGAUCAAGUGUUAUAGUGCAGAUUUGUUUGGUGAUGACAUUAUUGGAAGUGCACGAGUAAAUCUGGAAGGAAUUCCAGAUGCUUCCUACAGGGAAGUCUGGAUUCCCCUUGAAAAAGCGAAUUCAGGAGAGGUGAGGCUCCAGAUAGAAGCAGUAAAGAAUGAUGACCAUGAAGGAUUGAAGAAUUCAGCAACCAGAUAUGGAUUUGGCUGUAUUGAGCUAGUCCUUAUUGAAGCUAAGGACCUUGUUGCAGCUGAUCUGAGGGGAACAAGCGAUCCUUUUGUAAGGGUGCAAUAUGGGAACAUGAAGAGACAAACUAAGAUUGUUUACAGAACACUGAAUCCUCGAUGGAACCAGACUCUAGAGUUUCCCGAUACUGGCAGCCCCUUGAUUUUGCAUGUUAAGGAUCACAAUGCUGUACUCCCCACAAGAAGUAUAGGUCAUUGCAUUGUUGAAUAUGAAAGGCUUCCUCCAAAUCAAACAGCUGACAGAUGGAUACCUCUCCAAGGAGUUAAGAGUGGAGAGAUCCAUGUACAGAUAACACGAAGGAUUCCCGAACUACCAAAGAAAUCCAGCUUGGAUACAAAUGUUUCUGCAUUAAGCAAAGCACAUGCAUUGUCUGCACAGAUCAGAAAGAUCCUGAAGAAGUUGCAAAAUUUAGUUGGCGAUGGUGAUCUUGAGGGCCUGUCACUGGCUUUAAGUGAAGUAGAAAGCACUGAAGACGCGCAGGAAGAGUACCUGCUUCAGCUUGAAAGGGAGAAGGAAUUGCUGAUACAUAAGAUAAGUGAACUUGGAAGAGAAAUUAGUAGAACAUCAUCGGCUCCGAGCAAGAUGACAUAUUGAGAUUGUGCGAGCGUUCCCACUGAUUUUGUCAGCAAGCCCUUGCAUCCACGCCUGCCCCAUGCAUGAUAUCAUACUCUGUGAUUGUGACAUUUUUAUGACAAGUGACAUGUAUUAGUUUACUAAAAAUAAAUUGAAGUUGUAUAGCUGCUUAAAGCAUACGUGGCAACUAAAUUUUAUUUUUUCGGGUUCGCAAGGGAGUGAAACAGCGAAAGGCAUUUUCAUCGAC